This is a messenger RNA of Fusarium musae, 564 nucleotides long. RefSeq lists its product as uncharacterized. The record is from RefSeq and is a predicted model, not a curated record. The coding region runs from base 1 to 564 and encodes 187 amino acids. The transcript is spliced from 3 exons. Gene Ontology annotation, molecular function: hydrolase activity. Lineage: Eukaryota; Fungi; Ascomycota; Sordariomycetes; Hypocreales; Nectriaceae.
AUGGAUAACGUACUCGCCAAACCUGCUGACCUGUGCUGUCUCAAGGGAUCGUUUCAUUCUGGAGAAGCUACUGGUUCUACCAUCCAGAUCGACGGUAUCGACACUUAUAUCGCCAAACCUCAUCCCAACAAGUCCAAUGGGAACGUUCUUCUUUUUUUCCCUGAUGCAUUCGGGCUGCACAUCAACAGCUUCCUCAUGAUGGAUGCUUUCGCCGAGUGCGGGUACCUCACCCUUGGUGUCGAUUACUUCCUUGGUGACCCUGUAACAAAGCACUCCUUGACACCGCUGAGUGAUCCAAACUUCGACUUUGAGUCAUGGAAGAACAAGCAUCUCAAGGCGUCUGAGGAGGCUGCUGCUAGAUGGGUCAAGGCCGUAAAGGCGCAGUACGGAAACAGCGAAGACGUCAAAUUUGCUUGCGUUGGCUACUGCUGGGGUGCACGCUUCGUUUGCCAGCAACUGUCUGCCGACGGUAUUUGUAAAGUCGGCGCCAUCGCCCAUCCUUCGUUUCUCAAGGAAAGCGACGUCUUUUACGUCCAAGGCGAGUUUACACCCCAGUUCAACUAA